AUGAGUAAUUUCAAUGAUGAUCGUAACCAUGAUAAUGAUAAUUUUUAUCCAUUUGGAAAUUUUGAUCAUGGAUCGAGUCAAAGCAACUUCAACAAAAAAAUAUUGUUAACCGCAAUAUGUUCUUUAAUACUAGUAUUGGUUUUGGUGUUGGCUCUUCAUCUUUACGCCAGGUAUGUUCUCAAACGCCAAGCUCGCCGGAGAGCCGCCAUUCAUCAACUCAGCCUCACCGUUGCUCAUGCUCACGUUCAAUUCGCCGAUCCAUCAAACUCCGGACUAGAUCCCGCGCUCAUUGCCACUCUUCCCACUUUCCUCUUCAAACAAAAAGAAAAACUAGAUGAAGAACAAAACAACAAUGUUUCUAAUACCAUUGUUGAAUGUGCAGUGUGUUUGAGUUUGUUAGAAGAUGGAGAAAUGAUGAGGCUGCUUCCUAAUUGUAAGCAUAGUUUCCACGUGAGUUGUAUCGAUAUGUGGUUAGCUUCACAUUCCACCUGUCCUAUUUGUCGAACCAAGGUUGAACCUCGCCUUGAACCAGAGACGCGCGAGGGUCCCACUUGGUUUAAACCAUCAUCGGAAAGUACUUCCGAUGCUGCUGAUUCUAUUAACGAGUCUCCCAAGAAUAUUUCUCGAUUAAGUUCUUUUCAGAGGAUUCUUACUAGAGAUAGAUCUUCGAGAAGAGUUCGACCUUCUUAUGGUACUCAUGUUGAUAAUAUUAAUGAUCCUGAUUUAGAGAGACAGUGA
This is a messenger RNA of Vicia faba (fava bean), 738 nucleotides long. Lineage: Eukaryota; Viridiplantae; Streptophyta; Magnoliopsida; Fabales; Fabaceae. The record is from the annotation of a GenBank genome assembly.